AUGGCGCACCGCAUCAUAACACAGAUCGUCCUAGUAGGCAGCCGAGUGCUCGGCCGGGCCUUUGCCGAAGCCUACAAGCAGGCGCAAGCCUCGUCGAACUACGCCCGAGCGCAAGCGAAGCUGAACCCGAACGGCGCGGGGGCGCGGGCCAGCCUCUCGAGCGGCAUGACGCUGGACGAGGCGUGCAGGAUCCUGAACGUCAAGCCGCCCCAGGGCGGCCAGGCGAACAUGGAGGAGGUCAUGGCCCGGUUCAAGAAGCUGUUUGACGCCAACGACCCGGAGAAGGGGGGCAGCUUCUAUCUCCAGAGCAAAGUCUUGCGGGCGAGGGAGCGCAUAGAAGCGGAGCUCAGACCGGCGAUGGAAAAAGCCGCGCAAGAGGCCGAGAUAAAAGAGGGGUGGAAGCCAAAGGUGUAUAAAGAUCGGUAG
Molecule: messenger RNA, 426 nt
Organism: Daldinia caldariorum
Lineage: Eukaryota; Fungi; Ascomycota; Sordariomycetes; Xylariales; Hypoxylaceae
Product: protein transporter
Exons: 2
Coding region: 1-426 (141 amino acids)
Biological process (GO): protein import into mitochondrial matrix
Cellular component (GO): TIM23 mitochondrial import inner membrane translocase complex
Source: RefSeq, a predicted model, not a curated record